Molecule: messenger RNA, 774 nt
Organism: Volvox carteri f. nagariensis
Lineage: Eukaryota; Viridiplantae; Chlorophyta; Chlorophyceae; Chlamydomonadales; Volvocaceae
Exons: 7
Coding region: 1-774 (257 amino acids)
Biological process (GO): protein peptidyl-prolyl isomerization
Molecular function (GO): peptidyl-prolyl cis-trans isomerase activity
Source: RefSeq, a predicted model, not a curated record
AUGCUGCCGCCUAUUCGAUCGCCCUUGCGGCGCACCAACGAGCAGCCGAUUGGCUCGCCACUGUGGGCUCGCAGGUCUGGCAUCCCUCCUUGUGCCGUAUGUCCUAUUCUUGUAUCAAUAGCUAUACUUAUCACCAAUAUCAGCAUAUGCGCUGUCGCUGCACAGUAUGGCCUGAGCGGCAAGCCGGAGGAGCUCGAUGCCGAUGCCGCGACGCUUUUGCGGGAAGCUUACAGCUCGGAUCCAACCUGGGCUAGCAAAGGCGAGGUAUCAACAGCCAAACCGGCGCCAAUUCGCGCGGGGCGCAUCGUGCUCGAGCUAUUUGACAAGGAGGUUCCCAAAACAGUUGAGAACUUUCGCUGCUUGCUUACGGGGGAGAAAGGGCUGGGCAAGGCCAGCAAGAAACCCCUGCAUUACAAGGGCUCUAAGUUCCACCGGAUUGUGAGGGGGUUUUGCUGCCAAGGGGGCGACAUCGUGAGGGGCGACGGCUCGGGAGGAGAUUCCAUCUUCGGCGGUCAGUUCAAUGACGAGAAGCCCGGUCUGAAGCUCAAACACGACGGGCCCGGGAUAUUGAGCAUGGCUAAUAGCGGCAAGAACACCAACACAAGCCAGUUUUUCUUCACGCUGGCAGCUGCACCUCAGUGUGAUGGGAAACACGUGGUCUUCGGCAAGGUGGUGGAAGGCCUUGACAUUCUGGCGCGGAUAGACUCAGAGGCUGCAAGUCCUGACGGCUCUCCGCGGGUGGAUGUCACCAUAGCAGACUGCGGAACGUGUUGA